UCCGGGAAUCAGGUGACGACUACUAGCCAAUCAGAGGCAGAGUUCCCGGAAAAAACGGGUGCGAAAGAAAUUCACGCCUCUGGGAGCAGUUUGUGUGCGGAAAGACGUUUGUGGGUCGUUUCCCGUAAACAAUUUAGGCGCUGUAAGCUAGCUUUGAUGCUCACAACAACGCGGGUCACCGCCCCAAGCAUUAUGGCGUCCUCCGUGUGGCGAGGGGUUUAAAUCUAAAGUUCACGCCGAACUGCGGAACAAAUGAAGAAGCAAAAAAUAGGAUAUUCCGAUCUCUUCGCGGGACUGCCUGCCGAAGAUGUCGCCCGCCCCUGCGGACCGGCGCCUCCAGACAGCGACUUGUCUGCGCGUGAGCAGAACGCCAAACGCACGUGUGCCAGAAAGAGGCAACUUAGCGAGGAGCUGAACGCCAAACGCAAGCAGCAGAAUACAAAAACAAAAAAAGGGAACGCAUCCCACAUACAUCCUUCUAAGCCCAGAGACUAUCGUGUGGUGAAACAUGAGUGUGGGCAAACGAGUGUUGACUUCACCAAAGAGCUGGACCUUUGCCGCUACGAUGGUAAAGUUGAUCAGAAUGAUAUGGAUCACAAAGGCCAGCAUCACCCAACUAAAAAUAACCAGAAGAAGCAUAGGCAGAGCAACAGAUGGGGGCCUACCAAUAGAACGGGGUGCCAUCGAGCGAACCGUAGAAGUGGAACUUCAAUCAAGGGCAGAGGAAGUGGAACUUCAAACAAAGGCAGAGGACGCCGUAGCCUAGGCUGUGCUAUUCGGGGUGGAGAUUUACGAGGAAAAGCUGAUCAGUUCAAGAAUGCCCCAGUGGAACAGAGGAGGGUCAUGACACAAGAGUUCAAAGACCAGAAUGCAUUGGAAGUGGAUGGGCGGUUAAUCUGUCGACAUUUCCUUUGGGGUAAAUGCAUCAAGGGUGAUGAAUGCCAACUGGAGCAUGCUCAGGGUUACAACAACCUCUUUAAAGAAGUUUGCAAAUUUUAUGUGCAAGGAUUCUGCACUAAAGGAGAGAGCUGCCCAUACAUGCACGAUUCCUUCCCCUGCAAGUUUUUCCACAAAUGGGGGACGUGUUCUCAGGGUCCAGCGUGUAGGUUUUCCCAUACACCACUCACCGACCUUACCAAGCAGCUGCUGGAUGAGGUAUUAAAAAAGGAUUAUGAACUUAGUGUGCAAAAUCGUGGUUCAGGGGAGCCAGAGAACACAGAAGAGAACAUGACUCCUGAUGACACAAAGCCUGACAUAUGUCUGCAUCCCAUCAGGCCUAAUUUUUACAACAGUUCAUGCCCAACAGAGCCACUGGCUGAGACGGAGGCCUUGAUGGGGCAGACUACCGGCCUGGCUAAUGUUGCUGAGGAUGCUAUCUCACCACCGUGUAUCACAGCUGCAACUCAUCCCCCCAACCUUCUCUCACAUUCUCCCAGCUGUAAGGAGCUAGUUUCUUAUUCAGUUGAAGCUGUGCUUGGAUCUCAAAAAUCCCAAAAUUUCCCCAGUCUUUUUGCAGUGCCUCGAGGCCAGGAUUCUGGUGCUUGUUCUUCCCCACAGACUUUCGGUGAUUGCGCUCCAAGCUCUGGAUACCAAAAUGAAGCUCCUCACCCCUCAGGUGGACGUAUUCCACUAAUGAAACGACCUUUCCACAGUCUUUUUGCAAACCCAGUUACUGACAACCCUAAACAGCAGUUUCCUUUGAGGACUACAUCAGAAUUGGCUAAAACUACCCCUCAUCUCAACGAGUCUACUCCUACAGACCGCUUUAGUACAACUACUUUUGGCAAAACAGCUACAACUGAGCGUAGGGAGACCACUGAAAGACCUUCCCUCUGUCUUUCGGUCGGUCCUGUUAUUAAGACUACUCCAUUACCUCCAGUGAAAGCCGAGCCAGUCCCCUCAGAGAUGCCAUCCAUUCAGCCAGCUGUUUGUACAUCAUAUUCACAACACGGAACGCAAAUGGCUUCUACGUCAAAAAGACCUUUCCAGGACUUGUUUGCAGGUCUCAUUAGUAAUGAUCUCCUCCAAACUCUUACUCCACCAAAGUCCCCAGACUCCCUUCCUAGAUGUGAAAGGAAAAAGAGCGAAAAAUCAAAUGUAGCUGUACAUAUAAAUAAAUGCCCAAAGAAGGUGGCCAAACCUACUUGUAGAAAUGUCUCAAAUUCUUUCAGUGAGAUGUCAACCGAUUCAGUUUACAUCAAUGCCAAUUUAGAAACCUCCAGAGCCCAAGCUCAACAGCAGCUACCAGAUGGUUCAUCCCAAAAUGCCUCAUCUAAAUCAACAGCUGCCGAUUUCAAGACCUUGUUUCUGCAGUUGAGCCCAUACUGCCAGGAUGGAGAGAGAGGGGACAAAACCCAGAGCAAAUCCUCAUUAGGAAGUAAAAAUGGGGAACAGAAGAGCACCGGGUCAGUCUCCACUAAACAACUGAAGAGAGGAGAAGAAAAAGGACGAAACGGGGAAAUGAAGGCAGUGGAGUUAAAGGAGACGGGUCUGGGGGACGAGCCAGUUGAAAAUCUGUUGAAUCAUCGCCACCAACUCCAAAGUUCCCACAUACUGUCUGCAGUGAAGACUGCUGAAGCACUGAAUCGCCUGACCCAUAACUCCCUGGAGGCAGAAGGUGGGUCUACGUCCAUGAGUAUGUGUGUGAAACACAUACCUGUCAGAUGCCCUGGCAUGCACAGGCUGCCAGUCAGACCAGUGGCAUCUAAGGCACAACCUCAGGCUAGAACGGCGCCGGAGCAAAAAUGUAGAAAAAAGGAGCAGAGAACUGGCAACACGGGUGGAACAGGUCUGAAGAAGCUUUUUAUGACUUUAGACCCCACUGCAUCCCCCUUCGGAAAAUAACGUUGGAACCACAGAUAAUCAUCUGGAUUUAUUUUUUUUUUUGUGGAUUUUUUCCCCUCCUUUUUCUCCCCAUUAUAUCCAGCCAAUUAAUUACCCCACUCUUCUGAGCCUUCCCGGUCGCUGCUCCACCCCCUCUUUUGAUCCGGGGGAGGGCUGCAGACUACCACAUGCCUCCUCCGAUACAUGUGGCGUCGUCAGCCGCUUCUUUUCACCUGACAGUGAGGAGUUUCACCAGGGGGACGUAGCGCAUUGGAGGAUCACGCUAUUCCCCCCAGUCCCCCCCCCCUCACAACAGGCGCCCAGACCGACCAGAGGAGGCGCUAGUGCAGCGAUCAGGACACAUACCCACUUUCGGCUUCCCACCCGCAGACACGGCCAAUUGUGUCUGUAGGGACGCCCAACCAAGCCGGAGGUAACACGGGGAUUCAAACCGGGAUCCCCAUGUUGGCCAUCAACAGAAUAGACCGCCACGCUACCCAGACACCCUGGAUUGACUAUAUAUGAGAGAGAGAAAACAAUUUUGCUUAACGCCAUUGCUUGAGCUGUGAAAUAUGUGACUCCUUUUUGAUUCAAGUGUUGUGGAAACCUUUUGCUGCUCUUGUAAUUUUUUUUUCCAAUUUGCUCCGUCAGCUUGUUUUAUGAUAAAUAACGCUAGGUUAUAAUUAGUUUCUUUGAUAGGUUUCUUUAUUUUCCUCGAUGGUUUCCACAAAAGAUUGGAUUGAAUUAUAUCUUGCAGUCACUGACUAUGUACAUUUCAGUCCCGCUGGCUUAACUGUAUUAACGAAUUAUUUGAACUUGUAAAAGUAUUUUUUCUAAUGGUUUUGUAAUGCAGUUUUUUAUUGGCUAUACAAAUUAUUUCCGAUGUUGUGCUGAAGAAGUUUUUAAAGGGUGCUGAAUCGUUGAAAAAUGUCUGAUCCUGGGUUUUGAUUUUUUGUUUUCCCCAAGUUAAUUUAGUAAGUUGUUUAUUUUUAAAAAAUAUUUGCUAGUGGUGAUGUAUUCAGUUGAUUUGGUGAAGUUGGAUUUAAAGGGGAAAAAAAUCCAAACAUGGAAUUUUUAAGGCAUUCGGUGCCAGAAUACGUUGUUUGGAAAGUGGCGAGACGGUCCUUUUGGAAGAGAAAAACAAAAGGGCUAAUUUAGACAUCGCACAGGUUGGUUCAUUCAUGUAACGUUUUAUUUCAUAAUGUUUACGGUGAAAUAAGCAUUUAAUGGCAUUUGCCACUGUGAUUUAAAUGGACUUUAUGAACCCAAACCAAAUUCCAGCUUGAGGAAAUGAAUAAAAACAACUGAUUUUUAAAAUGGUAAUC
Molecule: messenger RNA, 4148 nt
Organism: Lampris incognitus (smalleye Pacific opah)
Lineage: Eukaryota; Metazoa; Chordata; Actinopteri; Lampriformes; Lampridae
Exons: 11
Coding region: 253-2844 (863 amino acids)
Biological process (GO): negative regulation of DNA-templated transcription
Cellular component (GO): nucleus
Molecular function (GO): metal ion binding; RNA binding
Source: RefSeq, a predicted model, not a curated record